Molecule: messenger RNA, 243 nt
Organism: Necator americanus (New World hookworm)
Lineage: Eukaryota; Metazoa; Nematoda; Chromadorea; Rhabditida; Ancylostomatidae
Exons: 1
Coding region: 1-243 (80 amino acids)
Source: RefSeq, a predicted model, not a curated record
AUGGUGAAAAAGGACCUGAGGGCAGUCGACGUGAAUAGGCAGUUCAGGCGAGACGCAAGGCUUUGCGGGGUAUGGAACACCGACGAAUGGAUCGAUUCUGUCCUACCUCAUGCUGAAGAUGAAGAAGGUUGGGCAGAGCUAUGUUCAAGGACGACCCACCUCGACGAAGAUGCGGGGAAUCCGCCAGGCGAUAAUAUGAGCUCCCUGGCCGAAAUGUCAAACGCUAACAGAAACAACCAAUGA